Chilo suppressalis (striped riceborer) is the source of this 1249-nucleotide messenger RNA. The record is from the annotation of a GenBank genome assembly. Lineage: Eukaryota; Metazoa; Arthropoda; Insecta; Lepidoptera; Crambidae.
AAAUACCAGGAGAAUAAACUUAGAACAUGCCAAAGGGCAAUGGAACUAAGCAUGCUAGGCAAAAGAAAAAUAGAAAUCAAACAGCACCAUUAGGAAGCCAACAAAAGCUCGAGAUGUUUUAUUGACAUUGAACCCAUGGAGAUGGGCUAACCACAUGAUAAGAGGUGAAGAAAAAUGGAGUAAGUCAGUAACCUAAUGGAUGGAGUAAGAAUGGGGAAGAGAAGGAAAGGGAAUCCACUCAAGAGAUGGGAGGACGGAUAGUUCAGUUAGUGGAGAAAACUUGGACAAGCCUGGCUAGGGAGAGGUAAAAGUGGAAAGAGUUAGAGGAAAUAAAUAAGAUAAAAUUAGUGAAUGCCAAAUGAUUUACUGCAAAAUAAAGUUUAUACCACUGAUAUGCGUAAUAAUAUUAUGACAUUGAAAAGGAAACAAAUACAAGGCAGACUCAUGACAACCAACGAUGGGCAUAUAGGCCUCCCCCAAAGAAGAUGCCUGGAUCUGUCCGCAUCCAGGCAUUUCCCUCUAAAUUCACCUAAGUUGAUCAGAUGAUAGUGGCCAUCACUACAGAUAUUCUCAGAAAACUCAAUAUCAACACAUAUAAUCUACCUCAAAAAUCUCAACAGAUCUUAUCUCAAACGGCAAAAGAUCAGAUUUCCCUGAAAAUAGACAAACUAGAUCCUAUAGCUCUCUCCCUUCAACACUCUAGACUUGUUGCCUCAAAAUUUGAGGACGAAUAUCAAAUAUUGAAACUAAAACAGAAAAACGCAGAGUUGCAGAUGAAAAUAGAUCGUAACAGAAAGUUUUUGGAUGAUUUAAUAAAGGAGUUGCAAUGUUCGAGAGAAUCUUUGGUAUCGCGAAUACCAAAUCCUGAAAACAUCCAAGAGCACAGUAGGCAACUAAAGCUUAAAGUCGUUACGUAUGAAGAUAAUUAUGAGAAAGUAAGGGCGAAAUUUAACAAGCUGUCCGUUCCCCUUGAAGUAUAUCCCAAGUCAUUGAUGGAUUUGACGAGCACGUUGGCUGCGCUACGAGAUGAGGCCGCGACCUGGCGCCAGCGAGCCGACGACGUAGCGCUUGCGAUGGAGGCCAAGAAAACGUUCAAUAAAUUAAGGAGGGCAUAGUAUCAAUAUACUCCUUUCUCCGACGUGGCGCUUGCGAGGAACACGUUUAAUUAAUUAAGAAAUAAGUCGUGUCGAUUCUGGCAUGAUUCUCUAAAUCAGGGAUGGGCAAACAAAGGCCCCGAGCGCUAUCUCCG